Messenger RNA from Truncatella angustata, 639 nucleotides. RefSeq lists its product as uncharacterized. Bases 232 to 525 code for a protein of 97 amino acids. The record is from RefSeq and is a predicted model, not a curated record. The transcript has a single exon. Lineage: Eukaryota; Fungi; Ascomycota; Sordariomycetes; Amphisphaeriales; Sporocadaceae.
CUCUGCUAUCCUGCUAUAUCCGAUAUGAUAUAUAUCAUAUAUCCGAUAACGUCAGGCUCUCUUAUCCUGAUAUCAGGAUAGAUAUCAGUAUAACCUGCUGUUUGUGAUUGGAUGGUUGGCCAGCAGGACCCAUAUUUCCCUACUGUCAAGAGCGGUGAGGCCAGAAACUCAUCUUGGCCGCUUGAUUAAUGGUGGAUCAGUGAUCUAUAACGAUUCUCAAAUGUUUACUAGAUGAUCGUACUAAGUAUGGCAUCCUCACCACAGCGACUGUCAGAUUGCGUCUCGCAGUCCCAGAUGAGUGUUAAACCUGCAUAUGAUGCAGAAUCAGCGUCAUCUGAUAUUCUGAAUUUUGAUUAUAUAUUCCGUGCAACGUACCCAAACAAGGGUCAGACAGGGCCAUCGGGAAAACGGAAAACGAGAGGCCCUGUGGUUUAUGAAUGCCUUCUUUGUUCUUCUGAUCAGGCAUGGUCAAAUCCGAAACGAGACAAUGCGGUAUACCAUGCGAAGAAUCAACACUUCAGAUAAUACCAUACUCGAACGGUCAUCAGACACUGGCCCUCCAUUAAAGCAGGCUAGGCUUCGUGAUUAUUAUACAGUCAGCCCAUCGGAUUCAACCCUUCGUCAGGUAUUCAAUACCCA